CAACUCUUCCUAGCAGCUUACAUUGUGGCGGCUCCGCGGCGGCAAUGGCUACCAGUAACAGGAAAAUGAGGGCGUUCAAAAAAUGGAUGAACUGGAAAGGCGUAGAGUGGAGCGACGCUUUGGAGCUAGUCGCAACGGAAUCCUCCGUCUUCGUCAGAGCGGUAGGCGAUUUGCACGAAGGCGAUUUGGUGGCGAAAAUCCCGAAGGAGAGCUGCUUGACGAUAAAAACUUGUGGUGCUCGGCAAAUAAUCGAGGAAGCUGAGCUUGACGGAUACUUAGGCCUGGCCGUGGCGCUGAUGUAUGAAAGGAGUCUCGGACCGGUUUCUCCUUGGUUUGGUUAUCUUCAGCUGCUGCCACAUUCUGAGCCUAUUCCGUUGCUUUGGUCGCUCUCCGAAAUCAACUCUCUUCUCGCUGGCACUGAGCUCCACAAGAUAAUUAAAGAAGACAAGGUUCUUAUCCAUGAGGACUGGAAAGAGUGCAUCCAGCCUCUUUUGGACAAUGCUUCAUUGGGGCUUAACCCGGAAGGCUUUGGUAUUGAAGAAUAUUUUGCGGCAAGAAGUCUUAUUUCUUCUCGAUCAUUUCAAAUUGAUGAUUACCAUGGAUUUGGGAUGGUUCCCCUGGCAGACCUUUUUAAUCACAAGACUGGUGCUGAGGAUGUGCACUUCACAUCCAUAUCCUCUGAUUCUGAAUCAGAUAGUGACGCAGAUGAUAACAAUAGUAACACUGAGUAUCAGAAUAAUAGUGACCAUGAGCCAAUUAGCAAAAAUCCACAUUCAGAAGGAGAUUCUUUGAGUGGGAGUGACUUAGAUUCUUCUUCAAUGUCUGGGAAUGACCCUACAGCUCUAGAAAUGAUCAUGGUGAAAAAUGUCAAAGCUGGAGUUGAGGUAUUUAAUACAUAUGGAUACAUAGGCAAUGCUGCGUUGCUGCAUAGAUAUGGAUUCACAGAACCAGAUAAUCCGUAUGAUAUUUUGAACUUAGAUCUUGAACUGGUACUUCAGUGGAGUUCAUCUCGAUUCUCAUACCGUCACAGUAGGAGGAGGUUAUCACUAUGGAGAGAGUUGGGUUAUUCUGGAUGCGUCAGUCAAGACUCUGAAUAUUUUGAAAUCUCAUAUUAUGGGGAACCCCAAAUUGAGUUAAUAAUUUUGCUUUACAUAUUGUUGUUGUCAGAAGAAGCAUAUAGUGAAGUUAAUCUUGCUGUGUCUACAAUGGGUGAUGUUGAAAAUUCUUGGCAACUCUUUUUAUCAAAGCAAGGAGUUCCAUUGGAAAAUGGAUCAGAACUUAGCAAGAAUUCAUUGCUUACAGAAAGCGUUUGCUUGGCUCUCUUGUCACUAGCAGAUGCCCGGGAAAGUUUAUAUGGUUCAAAUUCUCUCAGAAAUGAUAUCAAAGAGCUGGAUAGGUGCUCUCAGCUAAGCGAACCUAAACAGUAUCACUCUCUCGUGCUACGUAUAAGUGAGAGGAAGAUCCUUCAGAAAUUAAGGACUUACGCCUCAGCAGGUGCUACAACGAAGAAAGGUACAAAAAGGAAAGGUAAAAGAAGCCGCAUGAAGACACAAGACGCCACCCGGUAGCAUUCUUGGUCUGUGCUAUACACAUGACAGGGCAUCUACCUAUAAUACAUAGUUGAAAGUUGAAAUAACAGUACAAGGUAUCUACACAAGGAAAAUGUAAGCGAGACAACAUUUGGGGCUUGACAGUUGACAGUUGACAGGUUCUAUCUAUCUAUGACUGUUAAUACUAAUUGAUUACUCGACAGUUCCCUCGUACUUCUCCAUUAGAACCAUCUUUGACAUCCAGUGUUCCCAUCUUCACCAUAGCUUGCUGGAAAUCGAAGAAGAACAUGGCCUGGUUCAUGGCGUAGCCAUUGACGAAGCCUCUAGUUCUGGGGCUGGAAUACAGGGUCUGAUCGGAGAAGAGAACGCCGUUCUUCCUCAUCAAGGCAUAGAAGUAAUCGUUGUCGAAAGAGUUUCUGGACGAGUCGAACGGCUGCUCUGCAGUGUCGCCUGCACUGCACGUUCUCGACAGCGUCUGGGCGAACUGAGCCUCCAUCGAUGGAUCCACUUCGUGAGUCGUGUCGAAGUUGCUUAGUCUGUGCUUGAAUGAGGAGCACCUUGCCACUCCUAGGGUGUGUGCACCUAAUUUAUUAAAACAAUAUCAUCUCCUUGUAAAUUAAUUUGAUUUUAGAAUGAAUAGAUUGUGUGGCUUUUAAGUAUGGAAACAUAAAAAUUACCAGACAAAACCACCAUUUCUUGAGCACUAAAGCCAUGCUGGUCAAACAUCUUGAUAAGCUCAGAAGUGUUGAGAGUGGGAGAUGGUAGAUUUCUAGUGUCCUCAAUUCUUGACCUUCUUCCAUCCUUUCUUCCUUUAGGUAUGUCAUAAACUGGUCCCCCAGA
Messenger RNA from Ipomoea triloba (trilobed morning glory), 2390 nucleotides. Its product is annotated as ribosomal lysine N-methyltransferase 3. The transcript has 6 exons. Gene Ontology annotation, cellular component: nucleus. The record is from RefSeq and is a predicted model, not a curated record. Lineage: Eukaryota; Viridiplantae; Streptophyta; Magnoliopsida; Solanales; Convolvulaceae. Gene Ontology annotation, biological process: peptidyl-lysine monomethylation. The coding region runs from base 45 to 1568 and encodes 507 amino acids. Gene Ontology annotation, molecular function: protein-lysine N-methyltransferase activity.